AUGUCCGGCAGCGAAGCUGGAUCGCUAUGCACUGACGCUCCUCGAAUUCCUCAGAUGAUGUACAUCGCAGGAGAAACGCAAGACGUCUCCACGCCGACCAUUAAGCUCAUCGAGGAUAUCAUCCGAGACCAAGUCGUCCACAUACUUGUGACGGCAAAUGACCUCGCGGCCCGCCGCGGGUCUCGCGUCAUGUCCAACAACGACAUCAUAUUCCAAGUCCGGCACGACGUCGCGCGCACCGAGCGCAUCCGCACCUUCCUCACCUGGAAAUCAAUCAGGAAGACCGUCAAAGACUCGGACGACAAAGAAGGCUUCGUCGACGAAGCCGACUUGGACGAUGACGCCGUCGCUGGUCCGGCAGACGACGCACCAGCCAACAGGGCGACCAAGCUCCCCACUGUCACCUUUCCGUGGGACAUAUCAUCUUUCUUCGCCGAACAUGUCGCCCAUAUUACCCCCGAUGAUCUCGUGGAUAUCACCAGCAGCGUGACCGCGCUUGAGAAAUUGCUCAAGAACGACGAGCGGACCCGGGACAUGACUGUUGCCGAGUAUGCCACCUGGUCCGAGUACCGUCAUGCGUCCCUGACGUACCGCAAGGCGAAGCGUUUCAGGGACUGGUGUGGGCUGGGCGUCAUUGCGGAGAACAGACCUAACGAUGAUGUGAUGGAUAUUCUGGGCUUCCUGACCAGUGAGAUGGUACAGAACCUCACGGCUGAGGCAUUGGGGGUACAAGGGCAAGAGUUGGGCCGUGCUGGGCAGGGUGCCGUAACUGGUUCUGAAAUGAGUCAGAAAGCGAAAGGGGGCUUGUUCGCUGAGCCCGAGGGAGUUAGGAAGGCUAUCGACGAGAAACAUAUCCGCGUGGCAUUCCACUGCUUACAAAAUCGGCCAAAGGAGUGCAGGGCUUUCUUGACUGGUGCCAGACCUUCACUAUCUCUUUCCUUACUAUAA
Messenger RNA from Diaporthe citri, 948 nucleotides. RefSeq lists its product as uncharacterized. The record is from RefSeq and is a predicted model, not a curated record. NCBI's taxonomy places the organism in Eukaryota, Fungi, Ascomycota, Sordariomycetes, Diaporthales, Diaporthaceae. The transcript is spliced from 2 exons. Gene Ontology annotation, molecular function: transcription coregulator activity; protein heterodimerization activity. Gene Ontology annotation, cellular component: SAGA complex. The coding region runs from base 1 to 948 and encodes 315 amino acids. Gene Ontology annotation, biological process: transcription by RNA polymerase II.